AUGGCCAGUCGAAGGCCUAAUGAUGGCUUCAUGAUGGCUGCCGUAGUGUACGAAGUAGGAGGACCGGAGGUCUUUAAAGUAGAGAGGCGUCAAAUCCCAAAACCCGAGAAAGGCCAGGUGCUAAUCCGCAUCAAAGCGUUCGGCCUCAACCGCUCGGAAAUGUUCACUCGGCAAGGUCACUCACCUACAGUCAAAUUCCCACGAAUCCUCGGAAUCGAGGCAGCUGGUGUCAUCGAGGAGGCCCCAGGAAAUGAAGACAAGUUCAAAGAAGGCGAUGUAGUUGCAACAGCUAUGGGAGGUAUGGGUCGAGAAUUCGAUGGCGGAUACGCAGAGUACACUGUUGUGCCCGCAUCGCAGGUCCAGGUCGUCAAAUCCGCAGACAAAAUCUCUUGGGAGAUGCUUGGUGCAUUGCCUGAAAUGAUGCAGACGACAUGGGGCGCGUUAUUCAAGGCCCUCAGGCUCCAGAAGAACGACCGCUUGCUGAUCCGGGGAGGGACUACAUCCGUGGGGCUGGCUGCCGCUGCCAUUGCGAAGUCUCAGGGCGCGUUCGUCGCUGCUACCACUCGAAAACCAGAGCGCGAGCAAUUACUGCGUGCCAAUGGUGCCGAGCAGGUAUUCGUCGACAACGGUUCUGUCGCGGACCAGAUUGAACAAACUGAAGGGUUUAACAAGGUGCUGGAGAUGGUAGGCGUCACUACCUUGAGGGACUCGCUCCAGUGCGUUGAGGAAGGCGGGACAGUGUGUAUGGUGGGCUCAGUCAGCGGGAAAUGGGCCUUUGAUGAUGAGUUCAGUCCUAUGGUAUCGAUUCCGACGGCGGUCAGUCUUACCGCUUACCAUAGUAGUGCGAAGGCUUUGAUCGAGACCCCGCUGGACGAGAUCGUCACUCAGCUUGGGACCGAGAGAAUCAAGGCCCUCAUUGGAAAGGUUUUCGUCGGCCUCGACAAGGUCAACGAGGCGCACAGGUGUAUGGACGAGGAUAGAGCAGGAGGCAAGAUUGUCAUACUUAUUGACGACGAGUUAACUAGUAAACCCUGGCGAACAGGGGGGCGUAGUCUUGCAGACAACAUCUACUCUGAUCAAAGCGCACCCCAUAUCUACUAA
Messenger RNA from Letharia columbiana, 1101 nucleotides. RefSeq lists its product as uncharacterized. The coding region runs from base 1 to 1101 and encodes 366 amino acids. The record is from RefSeq and is a predicted model, not a curated record. Lineage: Eukaryota; Fungi; Ascomycota; Lecanoromycetes; Lecanorales; Parmeliaceae. The transcript is spliced from 2 exons. Gene Ontology annotation, molecular function: oxidoreductase activity.